Punica granatum (pomegranate) is the source of this 825-nucleotide messenger RNA. Lineage: Eukaryota; Viridiplantae; Streptophyta; Magnoliopsida; Myrtales; Lythraceae. The record is from RefSeq and is a predicted model, not a curated record.
GAAGUUAUCCGCCCACUCUCUCUCCUUGCAGGCGAACAGGACUUCCUACCGAGAGAGAGAGAGAGAGGCAAAGAGAGAGAGAGCGUGCUCAAAGUUAUCGAAUUAGGGUUUCCUCUCUCUUGCUCAUCCGCUAAAUUUCCUUCGAUCGAGCCUUUGAACCUUGGAUCAGACGUACCACGCUUGCCGUAUUAUCCAGCUCCUAAGCACCCUGGUCACGAUUAUCCGUUUCCAACAGCAGCCAAGUUUCAUGUCUGAUCUCGACACCCAGAUUCCUACUACUUUUGAUCCUUUUGCUGAUGCGAGUUCUGAGGACUCUGGUGCUGGAACAAAGGAGUAUGUCCAUAUUCGCAUACAACAGCGGAAUGGUAGGAAGAGCCUGACAACCGUGCAGGGACUUAAAAAAGAAUUCAGCUACAACAAGAUUCUGAAAGACCUUAAGAAAGAGUUUUGCUGCAAUGGUACUGUUGUUCAGGAUCCAGAACUAGGGCAGGUCAUUCAACUUCAAGGUGAUCAGCGGAAGAAUGUUUCGACCUUCCUUGUCCAGGCUGGCAUUGUGAAGAAGGAGCAUAUCAAGAUUCAUGGUUUCUGAUUGAGCCGUGUUUCACUUAAUAUAUACAUGCCCCAUCUUAGACUAGUUGAAGGCUUGAUAUUUAAAAAACUUAAGCUUGUGCUGCUGAUUGCUAUGUUUGCGUGAGCUCCUUGGCUCCGUCAUUCCUGGUUGUUUAUCUGGUUUCUGUCUUGUGCGUUUAGUAUUAUGUGGUUAUGGAGUACAUGACAGCCUGUGUGACUGGUAUUAAUUAUUUGUUUUGCAUUUUCGCCCUCUCC